AUGACACUCUCUCUCUCUCUCUCUCUCUCUCUCGCUCUCUCGCUCUCUCAAGUAAGGAGGUCGGCCCAAAUUUGAGUUCAGGAAGGGUCAAGGAGAGAUGGAGAAGAAGAAUAAGUGUGAGCUUAGGGAGAAGCUUCGAUUGUACAAUUCAAUGACGAAGCAGAAGGAAGUGCUGAAGCCGUUAGUGGAGGGCAAGAUCCGCCUGUAUGUCUGUGGGGUCACUGCCUACGACUUCAGCCAUCUCGGCCACGCUCGGGCCUCUGUCGCAUUCGACGUCCUCUACAGGUACCUUCUACACUUGGAGUAUGAUGUUACUUACGUCCGCAACUUCACCGAUAUCGAUGACAAGAUAAUUGACCGAGCCAAUGCAAUGAGGGUGGACCCCUUGUCUCUAAGUGACCGAUUUUGCCGAGCAUACAAUGAGGACAUGGCUGAUCUCCAGUGCCUUCCUCCCAACCUCCAGCCCCGAGUUUCCGACCACAUGGAACAGAUCAAGGCCAUGAUUCAGCAGAUUAUUGACAAUGACAUUGCCUAUAAAGUGGAUGGCGGUGAUGUGUUCUUCUCUGUCGAUAGGAGCCCGAACUACGGGCAGUUCUCCCGGCAGGACCUGGACAAUCAUAGGGCCGGGGAGCGUGUCGCAGAAGACCCUCGGAAACUGAACCAAGCAGAUUUUGCUUUAUGGAAGGCUGCAAAGCCUGGUGAGCCAAUCAGUUGGGAGAGCCCAUGGGGGCCAGGCAGGCCCGGGUGGCACAUAGAGUGCAGUGCAAUGAGUGCCCAUCACCUUUCCCACAAGUUUGAUAUCCAUGGUGGAGGAAUUGACUUGAUCUUCCCGCACCAUGAGAAUGAGAUAGCCCAGAGCCGUGCUGCGUGCGCAGAGGCCAGGAUUAGUUGCUGGAUGCACAACGGUCUCUUCACCAUAAACAAUCAGAAAAUGUCAAAAUCUGACCGGAAUUUCAUCCAGAUUCGUUACAUUACUGAGAGAUACCAUCCGUUGGCUGUGAGACACUUCCUGAUAAGUGCGCAUUAUCGAUCUCAUCUUAACUAUUCCCCAUUGCAGUUGGAAGGCUCUUCCGAUGCUGUUUACUACAUAUAUCAGGUCAUCCACGACUCUGAAGAUGCUUUGUCGACUUUCAAACAAGAAAUAGAAAGCACCGAGCAACCGAACGACGAGACUGGGAAACUGCUCCCUGCAGCUCAGGAGUGCACAAGCAAGCUCUGGAGAGAAUUCUAUUCCAAAAUGUCUGAUGACCUUAGUACUGCUCAUAUACUCAGUGGGGCGUUUCAAGAUGCCUUGAAGUUCCUGAACAGCAACUUGAACACCCUUAAGAAGCACAAGCAGAGGCAGCGGCAAUUCGCUGUAGUAGCUCAGUCCUUGUCUGAGAUCAAGACACAAAUUAAGGAGGUCCUUGGAAUUCUGGGGUUGCUCGUGCUCCCGGUCCAGCCUCUCACUUAUGAACGGGUUCUGGAGGAGUUGAAGCAGAAGGCACUGAGGAGAGCAGACUUGCAACAAGCUGACGUUGAAAGGCUUAUUCGGGAGAGAGCUCUAGCAAGGAAAAAUAAGGAAUUUGCAAAGAGUGAUCAGAUAAGGGCCAGUCUGAUGGCAAAGGGGAUUGCGCUCAUGGACUUGGGAGAGAAUACUGAUUGGAGGCCCUGCGUCGCCACACCCCUCGCCUAGGAACCAAACAACCAAGAAUUGCCCAUGGAGAGUGUCUGCACUGUUGCAGUUCGUAUUCCAGAUCUCGCCUUUAGUAGUAUCAAAAACUCAUUUUAGUUAGUAAUAGAUCUUUUACACUUGGGAUUCUUUCAUACCUUAGGAAGCAUCCAGUUUUACGGGCCAAUCAUCUUCUUCGGUUGUGUCAAGUUUCCAGUGAAUGUGACUGUUUUCUGGCAAAGAAUUCAUCUCUUUGGUGUACACAGACGUCAUUCAUAGAGUAGAUUUGAGGAAAGUGUGAGUUCUGCAUUUUGGGAGAUCAAGUUCUCAUGUGCUGGCAAUGAAUGUGUCGUGUAGAUGCUCUUCGGGGCAUCCUAUUCCAACCCUCCCGGAAGGUAGGAAUGACGAAUGUCCUUCUACUCAUUCACCUAUCAUAGGAGGCCAUCACUUUGUAUUACAAACUCUGGUCUUGCUCCGGGAGCUACUCCGGAAGACUGGAAACACAUCUUUACAGGUGCAGUGUACCUCCGUUGCGAGGUUAGUUAUUUGUCUUCAGUUCUACUGCCACAGAAUAUCAAGUUAGCAAUAGGAACAAACUUGAUGGCAGGGAAGAGUAAAAGCUGGACAGAAUCUGAUGAUUUAAAAUGUGGUGGAGGAAUGCCAACGCCCGUGGCGCCAAUCGGUACUCCAUGUGAAGUCUGGAAAAUCGGCGAUGAGUUACUACAGUUUAGGCUUGUCUUUUAAGACAAAAAAGAGAUGAAAUGUCGUAGAUGGACACACAGAUCUAGUAGCAGUUGUCGAACUUGCUGCAUAUUUGAUUUUUAAUUGCGUAUGUAUAUAAUGCGAUGCGACGGAGUUAGUUAUUAUUAUUUUUAUUUGUU
This is a messenger RNA of Punica granatum (pomegranate), 2532 nucleotides long. The record is from RefSeq and is a predicted model, not a curated record. Lineage: Eukaryota; Viridiplantae; Streptophyta; Magnoliopsida; Myrtales; Lythraceae.